UCCAACUGGCCUCACAACCGCAGACCACGUAUAACCCCGCCAGCCCAGGACCUCCACAUCCGGCUUCACCUGCGGGAUCGUCUGAGACCAGCCACCCAGACAGUAGAUGAAACUGUCUAAUACAGCCCGUUUGUGCAGGGAAAAACAUUAUUCUGAUUGGCUGGGCCUGGCUCCCUAGUGGAUGGGCCUAUGCCCUCGCAGGCCCACACCCCUGCCUAGUCAUGUGAAAUCCAUAGAUUAGAGCCUAUUUAAUUCAAUUGACUGAUUUACUGUGACUCAGUAAAAUUGUUAAUUGUUGUUUUAUAUUUUUUAUUCAGUCUAAUAACAGGCAUUAUGAUUAGUGGAAUGGGAUGUGUUCGUAGUACUGGGCUAAAACAGAAAUAGAAUAGCACAGAACCAACAACUCACCUCCAGUUGGCCCUCAUCUCGCCCUGUCCUCCCACAUCCCACACGGUCAAGGCCGUUUUCUUGUUCAGAUCCAGGGUCACCACGUUGAAGCCCACGGUGGGGGAAGUAUCCAUCACCAACCCUGUCUUGAGCCUGAAGAGCAGGGUGGACUUCCCAGAUGAGCCCAGGCCCAUCAGAACAACAGUGGGAGUCCUCUUGAUGUCCCUCUUGGAUAGAAGCAGCCCCAUGACAGACACACUUGGCUAGGCAAAGCAGGGUCUGAUGUAGAAGGUAAAUAGGAAGUACGGCAGUCCCACCUCAGCUUCUGAACAAUGUUGGUUUGUUGGGUCUUCCUCGGUAGUCUCUGAUUUGCAUCAACAAAAGGAGAUUCGGUGAUAUGUGCAACCAGUGGCUCUUCUCGAUUUUAAAUAGUUUUUGUAUUUUUGUCUGGGAGUAGGCGUGAAAGCGUCAGGUGUGCUCACUUGCUGCUGCCCUCCGGUGACUAGAGACUCACUCAACGUGAAUAAAACUGAGUUUGAGUUUCAGAAUAUAAACAUGGUCACCUUCUUUUGCCCAUGACGUCAGAGUGUGUCCAUCUGGACCAACGAUCUGGACUGGGGCUCGAGCACAAAACUCGCUAAACUCAAAGCUGCUGCCUGGUACAUUUGGCAUCCUUACAUCAGCGACGACAACAACGAAGUGACAGCUUUAUUCUGGUAAUCGUGCUUUCAAAUCAUAUUUACUUGAGGUAGGUUUAUUAAUAGUCGAGCGGUUAAAUGUAUCUUUCUUGUUUCUCUCCUCAGUUUUCUUGAUGAUAUGGAGCGAUGCUUUAGUGUUAGCGGGGACAGUGGUGGCCUCACAGCCCCUGCUUCUCCCUCCCCUGUGUCCCCCGUCCUCACCCCGACCCCCCCACCGCGGAGAGCCAGAGUGAGGUACCCAGCGAUGGUGGACGUGGGGAAGUGGCCCCUCUUCACCCUGCUGGGGGCUCAGGAGGUCUCCCGCAUCAGGCAGGCCUGUGUCUUCGGAACCUCAGCCAACGAAGCCAUCUACAUCACCCAGGACGAUGAGGUGUUUGUGUUUGGGCUGAACUGCAGUAACUGUCUGGGGACAGGAGACAGUCAGAGCACCAUGGUCCCUAAGAAACUAGACUUCCUCCGAGGCAAGAAGGUGGUCAGUCUCAGCUAUGGCAGUGGACCACACGUCUUACUGGCCACAGAAGGGGGAGAGUUGUUUGCCUGGGGGCACAAUGGAUACAGCCAGCUGGGCAACGGGACCACCAACCAGGGGGUGUCACCCAUCCUGGUUUCAACCAACCUGCAGAACAAGAAAAUAACACACGUGGCCUGUGGGUCCCAUCACUCUCUGGCCCUGACACACGAUGGAGAGGUGUUUGCAUGGGGUUACAACAACUGUGGCCAGGUGGGUUCAGGUGCCACAGCCAACCAGCCAACCCCCCGCAGGGUGACCAACUGCCUGCAGGGUAAAGUGGUGAUGGGCAUCGCCUGUGGACAGACCUCCUCUAUGGCCGUGCUCGACAACGGGGAGGUGUUUGGCUGGGGCUACAAUGGGAAUGGCCAGCUGGGAGUGGGCAACAACGGUAACCAGCUGACCCCCUGUCGCCUGGCAGCCCUCCAGGGUCUCUGUGUACUACAGAUUGCGUCAGGCUACGCCCACUCCCUGGCUCUAACCGACGAGGGCCUGCUGUAUGCCUGGGGGGCUAACACCUACGGACAGCUGGGUACUGGCAACAAGAGCAACCAGCUCAGUCCUGUACAAAUCAUGGCUGAGAAGGAGAGGAUAGUGGAGAUUGCGGCGUGCCACUCCACACACACAUCUGCCUGUAAGACCCAGAGCGGCCAGGUGUACAUGUGGGGCCAGUGUAGGGGUCAAUCCAUCGUGCUGCCACACCUCACACAUUUCUCCUGCACUGACGACGUCUUCGCCUGCUUCGCUACGCCGUCUGUCAUGUGGAGGCUACUCUCCAUGGAGCAUGAUGACUUCCUGACUGUGGCCCAGUCUCUGAGGAAAGAGUUCGACAGCCCUGAGACGGCCGACCUCAAGUUCAGCGUGGACGGGAAAUACAUCCACGUACACAAGGCCGUGCUCAAGAUCCGGUGUGAACACUUCCGCUCCAUGUUCCAGUCCCACUGGACAGAGGACAUGAAGGAGGUGAUUGAGAUCGACCAGUUCUCCUACCCCGUCUACCGCUCCUUCUUGGAGUUCCUCUACACUGACAACGUAGACCUGCCCCCAGAGGACGCCAUCGGCCUGUUGGACCUGGCCACAUCCUACUGUGAGAACCGUCUGAAACGUCUAUGUCAACACAUCAUCAAGAGAGGCAUCACCGUGGAGAACGCCUUCUCUCUGCUCUCUGCCGCCGUGCGAUACGACGCUGAGGACCUGGAGGAGUUCUGCUUUAAGUUCUGUGUGAACCACCUGACAGAGGUGACCCAGACUGCAGCAUUCUGGCAGAUCGAUGGCAACAUGCUCAAAGAGUUCAUCUGCAGAGCCAGCCGCUGUGGGGCCUUCAAAAACUGACUGACCACUAACCAGCCCCGAAGGAAGGACGAGGAAAGGGCUAGCAUGAACUGGUUUGGCUUGACACUACUUGGCCAUGGUAGAAAGGACAAAGAAGGAAAUGGUAUGAACAUGGAAACGGCUAGCUUGAACCGGAUCUCUAAAUUGCCAUAUUAUUCAUCCAUUGAGACAAUGUCUGGAGUGGUCAUCUGGUGAGGUCAUCUGGUGACUAUGGCUCACCUCCAGUUACACAGCCAAAGAAGCCAAAGCCAGUCCCUGCCUAUGCACCUAAUAUUCCACGCGGACAGGUGGCACUGUGGGGAGGAAGUUCCUUUACCAGUCAAAACAGUGACAUCAGAGUUCGUUGUCUGUCACUGCAUGUUUACAAACCUGCUAAAUGGCAUCAGACUACUCAGUUAGCGUCAGUUUAAUUGGAGGACCAUAGAUCUAGCUUAAGAUGGACACUGUUACAUGCCUGACAAUGUCUGGUGGCAGGGGAUGGCAGUCAACCCCCCCCCCCGAUUGCCCCCUCCUCCCCCCCGAUUUGCAGAUUAUUAUUAUAUAUUUUUUUGCAUCAAAGUUGUGUACUUUGCUCUACUGUUGAAGGGUUGGAUGUAGCUGGCCAGAAAUAUAUUUUACACGGUUUAUGGUUCAGAGCCUGUGGAUGUUUUGAGGAAAUGACAGUUUCAAUAUGAUUUGUAAUAUGCUGUGUACUGACAAAGUAGAGCAGAGCUUGUCAUUUAUUCAUUCAGGCACGUUAAUUCUCGAGACUUGAGAUGAACAUGGUGAUGCAAUGCAACAAUGAGCAGGAACUUGGUUUUCAACUCUUCAGUUCUUUUACCAGACAGAAAACAAAACAUUUGGACCAUAUACAACUUGUUACUCUGUGUGAACUUUUUUAUUCUUACAAAAAUAGAUAUCUACAUUUUUUACUAUUAUUGCAUUCCUUUGGUUGAGAUUACCCCUCCACCCCAGCAUUUCCAAUCAUUCUGCUGCUUUGAAUAUUGUUUUAAUGGUUUAACGUUCAUUACUACAUUCUAAUUUACUUUGAAGCGAGUGUUUGUACUGAAAUUUAAAUUCAACGCAUUGUACUCUUAGAUUAUUAUUCUUUUUUUCAAAAAUAAUUUGUUGCUUAUGUUUUAUUUUUGCGAUUACAUUUAUUUUGAAAUAUUUGCAAUUAUUUAGGAUGGAAACAGUUGAUAUUGGUGCCACAAUUCUCAACAUGUUUAUCGACUUGCAAGUCAUGAGAUGCUUUGAAAUAAACAACUACAUUAUUGUAUACA
This is a messenger RNA of Salvelinus namaycush (lake trout), 4187 nucleotides long. Its product is annotated as RCC1 and BTB domain-containing protein 1-like. NCBI's taxonomy places the organism in Eukaryota, Metazoa, Chordata, Actinopteri, Salmoniformes, Salmonidae. The transcript has 12 exons. The coding region runs from base 1204 to 2925 and encodes 573 amino acids. Gene Ontology annotation, molecular function: protein binding. The record is from RefSeq and is a predicted model, not a curated record.